This is a messenger RNA of Prosopis cineraria, 728 nucleotides long. Its product is annotated as sm-like protein LSM7. Gene Ontology annotation, biological process: nuclear-transcribed mRNA catabolic process; mRNA splicing, via spliceosome. Gene Ontology annotation, molecular function: RNA binding. NCBI's taxonomy places the organism in Eukaryota, Viridiplantae, Streptophyta, Magnoliopsida, Fabales, Fabaceae. The transcript is spliced from 5 exons. The record is from RefSeq and is a predicted model, not a curated record. Gene Ontology annotation, cellular component: Lsm1-7-Pat1 complex; U2-type prespliceosome; U6 snRNP. Bases 159 to 443 code for a protein of 94 amino acids.
CCGGUCUUAUUUAACCCGCCCAAAGCUCCACCGGUAAAGCGCGCAUUUUGGAUUUAUAAGCGGAGCCUCCUUUCGCUAACUCGUCCGCUGUGCGCGCUUCACACUCGGUCUCCUGUUGCAGAAGAAAUUCAAUAGAAGCUGCCGAGUCCUACUGAGACAUGUCGGGUAGGAAAGAAACUGUUCUGGACCUGGCAAAAUUUGUGGACAAAGGGGUUCAAGUCAAGCUUACUGGUGGCAGACAAGUCACGGGAACUCUAAAAGGUUAUGAUCAGUUACUUAACCUUGUCCUGGAUGAAGCUCUAGAAUAUCUGAGAGGUUUGGUUGAUAAUAGAGCACAAUGGUGUCGUGCAAUCCAUGUAGUGGACCAAGCUUAUUGGGGACAAGGUUUGUUGUUUCUCCUUGAUAGAUGCCACAUCAGCUCCUCCUUGUAUAUACAAUGUUGAGUCCUACCCAUUGAGUGUAGCAUUGUCACAAUUGAAAAAAAAAUAUAUUAAUAAACAGUUAAGACUAAUUCUUAGUUGCUUUAACUAGUGAACUGCCAAUAGGGUUACCACAGUGGGUGCCAUGCUUUUGCACAGAACCCAAUGAGUUGCACUGUUCACUUUUGUGAAUAGUAUGGCUCUCUACACUUUUUAAUAUUUUAUAUGGAUGCCCAUUUGCAAAAUCUUGGACUGGAAACUUUCAGGAGUUUAUGAGUAGAAGUGUCAAAAUUUAUUUUGUGUGGCAUA